ACCCAUCGUCAUGCCGCACUGUCACCUGGACGGAGGGCUGGUGAACCAGAGCCAUAAGACCAGCAUCUCCUUCUGCUCGCCGCUCAAUGUCACCGAACGCCGCAAACCGUGCCGCAGAUUGAGGCCUGCCCGCAAUGACAUCCAACGUCUUCUCGAGGCUCGUCCCCACAAGCCAGGGCCGCUCGUUUUACGAAGAACUCAGACGCCGCGAUGACGAUCCCGAAGACCGGGCCGGCCUACUGGACGAGGAGAAUCUGAAUCAUGAUUUCCAUGACUACGACCUUCAGCAUGCCGAAGGUCUCGGGGUGGAAGAUAGCCGCACAACUCUCGGAGCGCUGCCCAGUCCUGGCCGUGGCCCAACUGAAGGGCGGCCUCACCUGGGUACACGGUCUACCUGGGUCCCGCAGGAUGACGGUGACAAUGAAGUUCCCGCCUCACUGCUCGUUGAGACGGAGGAGGCAGCCCCACGGACAACCCGGGGCCAGUCGGCGGGGAACAAGAGACAGAACCAGGCGGCGGCCAUUCCGGGGUCCUCGAGAGCUCGAGCUCAGUGGGAGGCCACCCAAGCACAGCAGAAACUACACGACGACCGAGCGUUUGAGCCAUCUCGCCGCGGCAAUGGUCUGCCGAGUUCUCUCUUCGCCGGAAUGGUGUCGGGUAGCGCGAAGAAGAAGGCCGAAUGGAGAUGGGCUAAUGUCUCGAACCUCGACACCUUCAUCAAGGACGUCUAUGACUACUAUCUCGGACACGGAAUCUGGUGUAUACUGACGGAAAGGAUUCUGCACCUCGUCAACGUCGCCUUCCUGGCUCUGCUGUUGACCUUCCUCACUCAGUGUGUGGAUUACGGCAAGCUCCGCGGCAGCAAGAGGUUGUCCCAAAUCCUCGUCCCCCAGUGCACCAGAAACAUGUCCGGCCUGUGGAACCUCGGCCUCUGGAUGUUUGCGUUCUACUUCAUCUGGAAAUCCAUUCAGUACCUGCUGGACCUCCGGCGUCUGCUCAACAUUCGCGACUUCUAUCUGUAUCUUCUCAACAUCCCCGACGAGGACAUGCAGACGAUUACCUGGCAGGAGGUGGUGGCACGCAUCAUGGCCUUGAGAGACCACAAUCCCAAAACAGCAGCGAGCUUGACCCCCGCACAAAGGCGUUGGCUUGGCAGCCAGUCCAAGGAGAGGCUCGACGCAUCAGACAUUGCCAAUCGCCUCAUGAGGCGCGAAAAUUACCUGAUUGCGCUAUUCAACAAGGAUCUCCUGAAUUUGACGAUCCCGCUCCCCGCUCUCCGUAAUCGGCAGCUCUUCUCCCAGACCAUGGAGUGGAUGCUGAUGUUCACCAUCCUUGACUUCGUGUUCGACGAGAGGGGCCAGGUCAAUCAGGAAUUCCUGCGAUCGGAACGCCGAGGCGAACUCAGCCGGAAGCUCCGUGCCAGGUUUGUCUUUGCGGGAACCUUGAUUCUCAUUCUCUCGCCAUUCGUCGUCGGCUAUCUCGUUCUCGUCUAUUUCCUCAUGUACUAUCAUGAAAUCCAGCGGAACCCGGCCAUUUUGGCGUCUCGGACAUACACCCCUCUCGCCGAGUGGAAAUUCCGAGAGUUCAAUGAAUUACCUCAUCUCUUCCGGAAGCGGCUCGACAUGUCUCAUCCCUUCGCGAGCCACUACAUCGACCAGUUUCCCAAGGCCAAGACGGAGAUGUUCUUUCGAACGGUGGCGUUCAUCUCCGGCGCUCUUAGCACGAUCCUCGCGAUCGCUUCAGUGGUUGACUCCGAGCUAUUCUUGGGAUUCGAGAUCACUCCGGAUCGAACGGCCCUCUUCUACACGGCGGUCUUCGGGGGCGUCUGGGCGUUCGCGCGAGCCAACAUCUCGGCCGAGAACUCGGUCUUCGACCCCGAGUACGCCAUGCGCAACGUCAUCCAAUACACACAUUACGAACCGGACCAUUGGAAAGACAGACUCCACAGCUUCGACAUCAAGAAAGAGUUCUCGGAGCUGUACAAGCUCAAGAUGGUCAUUUUUCUAGAGGAGAUGCUAAGCAUCCUGACCAUCCCUUUUGUCAUGUUCUCCAGCCUUCCGAAGUGCAGCGACCAGAUCAUCGACUUUUUCCGCGAAUUCACCAUUCACGUGGACGGGCUCGGCUACGUCUGUUCGUUUGCCGAGUUCGACUUCAAAAAGGGGUUUGGAAACGGCAGGCAGCGCGACGGGGGUGAUGUUCGGGACGACUACUACGCUACCAAACACGGAAAGAUGGAGGCAUCUUACUACGGCUUCAUGGACAAUUAUGGAAACUUUGCCCUCAACCCAAGGACUGGCCCGGCGUCACGUCUCCCACCUGGAGCACGGAAUCAGUUCCAUCCUCCGCCGGUAUGGCCGAGCAUCAACUCUGCGCUACCGACUGCCGACCUCCAAGCCUCAAGGAUGGGUCGGGAAUGGCUGAAAGGGGCGACAUCGAAUAGCAAAACACUCCGCUACGGCCCUGCCCUGUCCCAGCCCUCCCCCAUGGCAUCCAUCCUUCUCGAUCCGCACCACCAGCCGCCCAGCCAGAAUCCCGCGGGUCGGGCUACACAUGCGCCACGCCACCGGGGACUCUACCAGGGGAAGAGCAACACCAUUGAAGAGACGCAAGAGGAUGACGGCGAGGUGAGCGAUGCGGGAAGGCGGCAAGCCGACGAAGAGGCGUAUGAGAGCGGCGCAGCUCUAGACGAGUCGGCAUGGCAGACAUCGCCGGCCGCGACAUUAAGCAGGGACAACAGUGCCACCGAAGGCCGUGGGCCGCCGGACGCCGGGGUUGUGCACAUGAUCUACCAGUUCAACCAAGCACAGCUCCACCGCAGGCCCUAGAGGAGAGGCUACAAGCAAGCGCCCUGUAGCCGUCACGGCGAGCCACCAGAGUGUCUAUAUCGGACAAGACAUCAGCGUUCGCCUUUGUUUCCACACAGGAAUGGUCAUAAGGCGGUAAUCGCUGGGUUUUCAUUGCUGCACCAUUUACUGGUGCUUGGA
Thermothielavioides terrestris NRRL 8126 is the source of this 2984-nucleotide messenger RNA. RefSeq lists its product as uncharacterized. Bases 135 to 2825 code for a protein of 896 amino acids. The record is from RefSeq and is a predicted model, not a curated record. Gene Ontology annotation, biological process: protein localization to phagophore assembly site; autophagy of mitochondrion. The transcript has 4 exons. Gene Ontology annotation, cellular component: phagophore assembly site; autophagosome. NCBI's taxonomy places the organism in Eukaryota, Fungi, Ascomycota, Sordariomycetes, Sordariales, Chaetomiaceae.